Molecule: messenger RNA, 567 nt
Organism: Miscanthus lutarioriparius
Lineage: Eukaryota; Viridiplantae; Streptophyta; Magnoliopsida; Poales; Poaceae
Source: the annotation of a GenBank genome assembly
AUGGCAAUCAACAAGUCUGCAGUUCUGCUUGGUGUGGUUUUGGCCUCUCUCCUGCUCGGCUUCCAGGACGUUGUGUAUGCCAGGGAGCUCACUGAAGCCAAUGACUCUGGAGUGAAGAACGUGGAGCCUGCAGGAGAGCCUGGACUCAAGGAUGAGAAGUGGUUUGGUGGAUACAAGCAUGGUGGUGGAGGGUAUGGAAACAGUCAGCCUGGAUAUGGCGGAGGAAACAACCAGCCUGGGUAUGGUGGAGGAUACAUGCCUGGACAUGGUGGAGGAUUCAAGCACCAUGACCAUGGUGGUGGCUAUGGGUCUGGAUAUGGAGGCCCUGGAUGUGGAUGUGGAGGUGGGUAUGGCAGUGGCCCGGCCCCGGGAUACGGAGGUGGCAAUGGUAAUCCUGGAUAUGGAGGUGGCAAUGGUGUUGGUGGCACUGGCGGAGGAAAUGGCAAUGGUGGUGGGUACGGCGGAGGUGGGGGUUAUGGAGGUGGAUACGGUAGUGGCACUGGUACUGGUACAGCACAAGGAGGCGGAUAUCAUGGUGGUGCUGGACACUAUGGUGGGCGGAACUAA